Messenger RNA from Drosophila eugracilis, 1297 nucleotides. RefSeq names its product probable basic-leucine zipper transcription factor R. NCBI's taxonomy places the organism in Eukaryota, Metazoa, Arthropoda, Insecta, Diptera, Drosophilidae. The coding region runs from base 1 to 1077 and encodes 358 amino acids. The transcript is spliced from 4 exons. The record is from RefSeq and is a predicted model, not a curated record.
AUGUACAACAUGGUGUGUAUAUUUUGUCUUAUAGAUCCAGCGCACUUGAGGCGGAAACGUCAGAAGACUGGCGGUGAUCCCAUGCACCUGCUGCUCCAACAGCAGCAGAAACAGCAAUUGCAGAAUGACCACCAGGAUGGCAGACAAACUAACAUGAACUGUUGGAAUGCACAAAGUAUACCGCCCAUCAAAACGGAACCACGAGAUACCUCACCACAGCCCUUUGGACUCGCUUAUCGAGCGCCUCCUGAGCUUACCCCCUCGCCCCAGCCGUUGUCGCCUUCGAGCAACUACAACCACAACAGCACGCCCUCGCCCUACAACAUGGCCUCUUCGGUCACGCCUACCAACGGCCAGCAGCAACUGAUGUCGCCCAACCACCCACAGCAGCAACAGCAGCAAUAUGUAGCAGCAACAGAUAUGGGCAACAACUACAAUCCGUUUGCCCAGCAGGUUGUUGCACAGCAGCAACACCAGCAACAGCAACAUCAACAACAGCAGCAACAACAUCAGCAGCAGCAGCAACAGGCCUUGCAAUUUCAUGCCAAUCCAUUCGGUAAUCCCGGAGGUAACAACUGGGAAAGCAAAUUCUCCGCGACAGCUGUUACAGUAGCAGCAGCAGCAACCGCGACAGGAGCAACACCUGCCAACGGUAACAGCAAUAAUCUCAGCAAUCUCAACAAUCCCUUCACCAUGCACAACCUGCUCACAUCCGGCGGAGGUCCUGGGAACGGCAGCAAUCUGCAGUGGAACCUGACCACAAAUCAUCUGCACAAUCAGCAUACGCUCCAUCAGCAGCAACAGCUACAGCAACAACAUGCCCCGCCCAUGCAUCAGUACGACAAUAAUGCGUCCAGCAACAACAAUCCCAAUAAUGGCAAUACCAACAAUAAUAAUAAUAACAACAAUAACAAUAAUAAUAACACCGCUGGCAACCAAGCGGAUAAUGGUCCAACGAUCAGCAACCUGCUUAGCUUCGAUAGCGGGCAGUUGGUGCACAUCAACUCAGAGGAUCAGCAGAUACUGCGCCUCAACUCUGAAGAUCUGCAGAUAUCAAAUCUAUCCAUAUCAACGUAAUACCUUAUUAAAUCAAACCCAAUUCAAAAAACCGAGCAAAAAACAUAGGAGGCAGUAAGAUGAUGAUAAUGAUGUAGAAUUCAAACUGAUCGACCUGGUCGUCGUCUAAUUGAUUGUUUUAGUGCUGUAAUAACUAGUCUUAAGGCAAAAUGUAACAUGUGUGUUUUUGUAGGAACUAAGGAUUUUUAAACAUGAAUAAAUUAAUCGUUUUAGUAGUAAA